UAGUAUGUGAAUGAGUUUUGCGCCUUACAGUCCAUUUCGUGUAUUCAUUUUCUCAAACCAAAACAAUUCACGCCUAGGAAUCAUUCAUAUUGUCAAUUCGGAAAAACUGCACCAUUUUGGCUGCUUGUGGGUUUGAUUCUAAGCAUUUCACAUGACAAUGGAGGAAAUGUGCAGAGUUUGCAUGGGAACGUCUGGAGCAUUCAUAAACAUUUUUGAUGAGACACAAAAGUGGGAGACCUGCAUUGCUGACAUGAUAGCUCAGUGUACUGGGUAUGAGGUUAGCCAAGGCGAUUUACUAUCCGAAAACAUAUGUCCGCCUUGCCUUGAGGAUGCAGUGAGUGCAUUCAAUCUUAAGACCACCUGCGAGCAGAGCCAUAAACUCUUUACACCACAAAUGGAGAAGGGAAUAGAUGAGGUCCCCUGGGAUGCAAAAGUAAAAAGAGCUGAUAAGGAUGUCGAUCUUGUAUUUAGUUGUCCCCAUUGUUCGAAGCAGUACACGCAUAGAAGCAACUUAUACAGACACAUUAAAUUUCAUACUGGUGAACGUCCCUACAAAUGCUCCGACUGCUCAAAGUCGUUUAUACAAAAAAGCGAACUCGAGGUACACAUCCGUAUUCACACGGGUGAGCGACCGUUUGAGUGCACUCAUUGCUCGAAGACGUUUAAGCAGAACUCGCAUCUGCAAAUACACAUUCGUACCCACACAGGAGAUCGGCCCCAUCAAUGCACCCAAUGUCCGAAGUCAUUUCAAGAACUGUCCCACCUAAAAGUACACAGCCGAACUCAUACGGGAGAGCGACCGUAUAUAUGUUCUCAUUGCCCCAAAUCUUUUUCCCAUGCUGGAACACUACGGGAUCAUAUCCUUUUGCAUACCGGUGAACGACCUCACGAAUGUCCACACUGCUCCAUGUCUUUUGGGCAAAAAUCAGAGCUGCAAGUGCACAUCCGCUCUCACACGGGAGAGAGACCGUUUAAGUGCUCUCAAUGCCCCAAGUCCUUUGCCCGAGCCGCUUGUCUCCGGUCUCAUAUCCGUUUGCAUACUGGCGUACGACCCUACCAAUGUUCCCACUGCUCAAAGUCCUUUGUACAAAAAUCCAAUCUUGAUACACACGUACGUACUCACACGGUGGACCGAGCCUACCAAUGUUCCUACUGCUCAAAGUCCUUUAUGAAAAGUUGCGAUCUCCAAGCACACAUCUGCACUCACACCGGGGAGCAUCCCUACAAGUGCUCAUUCUGCUCAAAGGGGUUUAUUCACAACUCAUCUCUGAAGAGACAUACCCUCACUCACACGGAACAAGGGCAUUCAAGUGUACCCGAUGCUUAA
Drosophila obscura is the source of this 1327-nucleotide messenger RNA. RefSeq names its product gastrula zinc finger protein XlCGF8.2DB-like. Gene Ontology annotation, cellular component: nucleus. The transcript has 2 exons. The coding region runs from base 152 to 1327 and encodes 391 amino acids. Gene Ontology annotation, biological process: regulation of transcription by RNA polymerase II. The record is from RefSeq and is a predicted model, not a curated record. Gene Ontology annotation, molecular function: RNA polymerase II cis-regulatory region sequence-specific DNA binding; zinc ion binding; DNA-binding transcription factor activity, RNA polymerase II-specific. NCBI's taxonomy places the organism in Eukaryota, Metazoa, Arthropoda, Insecta, Diptera, Drosophilidae.